Molecule: messenger RNA, 1191 nt
Organism: Culex quinquefasciatus (southern house mosquito)
Lineage: Eukaryota; Metazoa; Arthropoda; Insecta; Diptera; Culicidae
Exons: 5
Coding region: 1-1191 (396 amino acids)
Source: RefSeq, a predicted model, not a curated record
AUGUUCCAGUUCCAGUUCUGUCCACUGAAGAGGAUGUUCUCGGAGUGGACCAAAACCGUAGUGCCCAAGAAAUAUCGAUUAGGUGGCAAUAUCUCGGAUUCCGCCAGCAAAUCAACAGGUACCAAAGGACCUUAUCAAUGUUUCACAGGGGAUCGAUUCCCGACGGCGGUUCCAGGUGUGAGUGGCGGGCAUUUGCUGCGGCCAGAGGAGGAACUCUAUUACGAGCAAAUUCCCAGGGAAAUGGAUAAGCUGGCUCAGCCGCGGCGGUACUUUGUGGGGAAAAUUAGACCAGGUGACAAAGCCACCGAACGACCCUGCUCGCGGCUCGCGUUAUCCACGGCGACCCUUUGCUGGCGCAAUCCGGCCGACCCCGGCCCGGACCGUUACUUCAAAGGCAUAUUCGACAUUGCUCCAAAAUUGGUGGCCACCAGCCCAGCAGAUCCUCCCACCGCCAACCGGCACUCGUACUGCGCGGAACCCUUCCGGAGGCCACCCCCCGGACGGUAUGACCUGAUGGGCCGGGGGCUCGUUCCGUUAAAUGUGGCACCACCACGUCAACGGCGGCUGCGGCACCGCCAGGAAAUGACUUUGAACGCCAGCUGGAAGCCCUUUCGACAGGUGGCCACCCUCCGGAUGCACACCGUUGACAUUCCCAAGCGGCGCCGCAAGCGAGGUCGCAACAUGAAGGUAGCCUUCGGCAGCUCCACUGCCCGCUUCAAGGAUCAGGAAUUUUUCCCCAUCGGUGCCCUCCAAUCUACGAUACCUAGCCAGCACCAGCACCGCCACCCACGCCGGAAGUCCCCCCAAUCGGCAUCCGCAGGAGGCCCUAAUCCUAAUCAAAACCACCGCUCGUCAACCAAUUUCGCUGCUGACGGAGAAGAACCGACGACGACGGCGUUUCAACUGGCCACGCUGGACCGUACCCGGACCAAACUGUUCAUCGUUCCGCGACGUCACCAAACGGUGGCCACGCUGGUACGACUUUUGCAGGCGCCACCACCGUCACUAGAAAGGGGCGAUACGAAAAUGAGGACGUCCAGAGUGAAAAUUGAGCCCGCCGACGUCGACGCCGAGGGGAAUGGACCUACGAUGGAAGCGGAAGUCUUUGAUGAUGACAGCAAGGCUGCUGUCGUCGGUGACAAAGCUAUUAAAAUUGAAGUUUUCGAUGAAAAAUCUAAUUCUAGUGAAUGA